CUGACGUCGAGUUACGUCUCUGAUUGGACAGACGGGACACGAGAGCACUCACAGGACUGUCUGACCCUGCACACCUGCCACAGAAAAAGGGAAGUUGGACAAUCUGACCUAUAAAUCUGGAGAAAGAGAAGCACACAAGUCACUGAGGGCAGCUCUGGUAGACAGGAGCAUCCAGGGUGAGGAGAGAAAAAGGUGAAGCCAAAGGUGAACAGGAGGUGAGAGAGGAAGACCAAACAAACAGGAGAUGGGUGGAGACAUGGCACAGAGCUGCUGGCUGCUGCUCACACUCUCCCUGAAAGGUAUUCUUGCAAGUGAUUGGUCAGUUAAUCUCCCUUCUGGACCUAUCUGUGCUGUGAUUGGCUCCUCUGUGGUUCUCCCUUGUUCCUAUGACUACCCCAGAGGAGAGGGACAGCUCUCUACUGAGGCAAAUAGGCUCGAGAGUGGAGGAGCUGAAGAAGGACAACAGUACAAAGUUUCGUCUGUGAUGUGGUGUCUCGAAGAGAGCCGCUGUAUCACACCAAGAUAUGUGUUCCACAGUGAUGGUAUCUUCCCAGAUCCAUCUUACCAGAGCAGGGUGCAGUACCUGGAACCAGGAACAAAGAACUGUUCUCUAAGGAUUUCUGAUCUGAGACAGUCGGACAGUGGAACCUACGUGUUUUACCUCAUCACCAACCAUCCAACACAGAAGAUGCCAGAGCAGAGCGGCAUACAGCUCCUGGUGGCAGACUCCUCCAGCACAGUAACAGCGUUAGCGAGUCGUUCCAGUGACAUCACUGAGGGUGUAGACUUACGUCUGGGCUGCUGCAGCCCUGCGGCCGGUCCAGACACCCAUUUCACAUGGUACAAGAACACAAGCACCGACCUUAGAUAUACUGGACAGACAUGGAAAAUGAGUGAAGUUACGUCUGCUGACUCUGGCAGCUACUACUGCCAGAUACAGACCGGAGACAAAGUACAGAAGUCAACAAUGCUGGACAUCGAUGUACAAUACCCUCCUCGAGACACAGUUGUCUCAGUCCUUACUGCUGGAGAGCUGAAAGAGGGUCUUCCUGUGACCCUGACCUGCAGCAGUGAUGCUAACCCUCUUGUCCGCACAUACACAUGGUACCAGGGUGCAGCGUGCCUCCCUACAGCAGACAAAAGCUUUCAUCAGGGAAGACAAACCCUAGCUGACACAGGAAGAGGCCAAACACUCAGCAGUGUAAACGUCACUACUGAUGGAUACAGGCAGCACUGCUGUGUGGCACGCAACAGACACGGAUCACAGACUUACGUUGUAAGCCUCAGAGAUUCAGGAGCAACAACCCCAUCAGAGACUUCAGGAGGCAGAACGGUUGUUAUUGUAGUGACCGUCGGUGUCCUACUGGCUAUUUUAAUUGUAGUUGCCUUUAUCAUGUCAAGUACAUCCAACAGGGAGUUCCUGAGCAGAAGGAGACGGAAGUCAUCCACACACCGGUCAUAUGUCCUCACUGAGACAACUGCUACAGAACCUUAAAG
This is a messenger RNA of Thunnus maccoyii (southern bluefin tuna), 1497 nucleotides long. RefSeq names its product sialoadhesin-like. The transcript has 10 exons. The coding region runs from base 245 to 1495 and encodes 416 amino acids. The record is from RefSeq and is a predicted model, not a curated record. Lineage: Eukaryota; Metazoa; Chordata; Actinopteri; Scombriformes; Scombridae.